This is a messenger RNA of Cordyceps fumosorosea ARSEF 2679, 837 nucleotides long. Its product is annotated as ammecr1 family protein. The transcript has a single exon. The record is from RefSeq and is a predicted model, not a curated record. NCBI's taxonomy places the organism in Eukaryota, Fungi, Ascomycota, Sordariomycetes, Hypocreales, Cordycipitaceae. Bases 1 to 837 code for a protein of 278 amino acids.
AUGGCCACGGUCGAACACUGCCUCCUCUGCUUCGAGGCCCUCGACGCCGCGCUCAACAAGACCGGAGCCAUGUCUCUCGACGAGCUGCGCGCCUCCUGGGCCGUCUACAACAGCUCGACCGCGCCGCCCGCCGCCUUUUCCCCCAAAGACCCCGCCCUGCAGCGCGUAACCGCCGCCGACGGCGAUUCCUCCUCCUCAUCGUCAUCCUCCACGUCCCUCGUGGCAUCCACGCCCGCCACGACCGCCUCCUCCUCGCUGACGCCCGCAAACAUCACCUCGGCGCCCCUCUUCGUCACCUGGAACACCCUCGACAACGCCUCCCCGGACGACCCCGACCCCGACUCUGACCCUGACUCUGACUUUGACGACGACGGGGUCUCUCUCCGCGGCUGCAUCGGCACCUUUGAGAGCCAGCCGCUCGCCGAGGGCCUUCCCGAGUACGCGCUCAUCUCCGCGCUGCAGGACACGCGCUUCCCGCCCGUCACCGCCUCGGAGCUGUCAACCUUGCAGGUCGCCGUCACGCUGCUGACCGACUUCGAGGAGGCGGCCGACGCGCUCGACUGGGAGGUCGGGCGGCACGGCAUCCGGCUGUCGUUCCGUGACGCCGCGGGCCGCCGCUACGGCGCGACGUACCUGCCGGACAUCGCGGCCGAGCAGGGGUGGACCAAGGAGGAGACGCUGUUCAGCCUGGCGCGCAAGGCCGGGUGGACGGGCAGCCGCGCGCGCUGGCCGGAGCUGGCGCUCAGGCUCACGCGGUACCAGGGCAAGAAGCGCUCGCUCAACUACGCCGAGUACAGGAAGUGGAAGGACUGGGCGGCCGAGCAGCAAAAGGCAUAG